AUGCGUCUCUCUUCCCCUUUUAUCCGUUAUUAUCUUGGGGUGUAUGCAUGCGUUUAUUUAUAUUUAUAUUUAUUCUUAUCUUUUAUCCCUUCUUGUAAGACAACAACAGCAACAGCAACAGCAGCAGCAGCAGCAACAGAAGCAGCAACAGCAGCAGAAGCAACAGCAGCAGCAGCAGCAGAGGCAGCAGCAGAAUUUGAAUGGGAUGGACGGAUAGUUGCAUUAGGAGAUUUACAUGGCGAUGCAGAGAAUGCCUUAUUACUAUUAGAUGCCUUAGGGGUAAUAGAGAGCAGCAGCAGCAGCAGCAGCAGCAGCAACAGCAGCAGCAGCAGCAGCAGCAGCAGCAAGAGCAGCAAGAAAAAAUGGAUAGGAGGGAAGAAGACACUUCUUAUACAGACAGGAGAUAUAAUAGAUAGAGGACCUGAUGGUAAAAUACUUUAUGAUUUAUUUUAUGAUCUAAAAAAACAAGCAGAAAAAAAAGGAGACAAAGUUAUACAAUUAUUAGGCAAUCAUGAUGCUAUGAAUCUAUGUGGAGACUUCCGGUACGUGCACCCAAGUGAGACGGCUCAAUUUGGUGGUAUAAGAGGACGACAAUUAGCCUUCUCUGAUGAGGGGAAGUACGGGAAAAUGUUACGGUCUUUUUAUGCUGCAGUAAAUAUAAAUGGUAUAUCUAAAUAUGUUGCUAAUUCUCCGCAUGCAAUAGAGAUCAGCCCCAAUGGAGAUAUAUAUGAGGUGGCUGUACACCCCAAACAGCAGCACCAGCAGCAGCAGCAGCAGCAGCAGCAGCAGCAACAGCAGCAAGGGGAGGGAGAGGAGGAGGGGGAGGAGAAACCUUUUAUUGUAUCUAGACGUAAAUUAGAUACUGCUCCUCUCUCUUAUUAUAUACAGAAAAGGGAGAGGGAAGAAGCAGCAAAAAGGCAGCAGCAAGAACAAGAGCAGCAGCAACAGCAGCAACAGCAGCAACAGCAGCAAGAAGAAGAAGAAGAAACAGAGAGACAGGAAGAAGAGGAAGAAGAGGAAUUAUAUCUAGAGGAGGGAGAAGAAGAAGAAGAAGAAGAAAUAAUAUUUAACACUAAUAACAACAGCAGCAACAACAGCAGCAACAGCAGCAACAGCAGCAGCAACAGCAGCAGCAACAGCAGCAGCAGCAGCAGCAGGAGCAGGGUAGCACAAGAAGAGCUGUAG
Eimeria maxima is the source of this 1185-nucleotide messenger RNA. RefSeq names its product serine/threonine protein phosphatase, putative. Bases 1 to 1185 code for a protein of 394 amino acids. Gene Ontology annotation, molecular function: hydrolase activity. Lineage: Eukaryota; Apicomplexa; Conoidasida; Eucoccidiorida; Eimeriidae. The transcript is spliced from 3 exons. The record is from RefSeq and is a predicted model, not a curated record.